Messenger RNA from Aspergillus welwitschiae, 861 nucleotides. RefSeq names its product DODA-type extradiol aromatic ring-opening family dioxygenase. The transcript has 5 exons. Gene Ontology annotation, molecular function: oxidoreductase activity, acting on single donors with incorporation of molecular oxygen; zinc ion binding; ferrous iron binding. Lineage: Eukaryota; Fungi; Ascomycota; Eurotiomycetes; Eurotiales; Aspergillaceae. Bases 1 to 861 code for a protein of 286 amino acids. The record is from RefSeq and is a predicted model, not a curated record.
AUGUCGAACGAGAAACUCCCGACAUACUUUAUCGGCCACGGAGGAGUGAGCAUCCUCUUCAAACCCGGCUACGGGCCCGUCCAACAAGACCUCCGCGAGAUCGGCAAGGAAAUCAAGGCCCUGAAACCGGAAGCAAUUGUCAUCACCUGCGGCCAUUUUCAAGGCGAAGGUGAUGCUAUUGAAGUGAACCUAAAAGAACCCACCAAAGUGUGGCAUGACUUGGGCCCUUCCUGGCACACGACAUUCCCCCACGUCUUCAAGUAUCAGUACGCACACAAAUCGUCUAGAGCCUUAGGAGAAAAGGUAUUGCAGCAUCUUCUUGAUCAGGGGAUUAAAGCGAGGGGAGUGGAGCGUGAUCUUGAUCAUGGAAUAUGGGUGCCUUUCAAACUCAUGUUUCCAGAAGAAGACGAACUGGAUAUUCCCAUCCUGCAGAUUUCCACCUACGCAGGAAAUGAUCUGAAUGCACACGUUCGGCUGGGUGAAGCACUUUCGUCAUUACCCGGGCGCAUUCUCCUCAUUGGAUCAGGCAUGAUCGUCCACAACCUCCGAGCUACGCGUGAAGGAACAACAGACACAACAGUAGCUAGAUCAAUAGAAGAUGCGGCUCUGAAGGCCUUAUCUGCCCCGACCCCCAGCGAAAGAGACGCACAGUUUCUAGCCUUCCAAGAACGUGAGGAUUGGAUUGACGCUCAUCCGACCGAGGAACAUGUCCUGCCAUUAUACAUGACACUGGGUGUCGGGCGCAAUUGGUCGGAAUAUAAGGUCUGGAAUCAGGAUCGGUAUAUUGUAGGACAGUCGUAUCUGUCGUUUCGUCUUGGAAAGCUGCCUUUGACAGGUGAUCGCUUGAAUGGGCAUCUUUAA